Messenger RNA from Miniopterus natalensis, 4535 nucleotides. It is a transcript of the gene EZH2, whose product is annotated as enhancer of zeste 2 polycomb repressive complex 2 subunit. Gene Ontology annotation, biological process: heterochromatin formation. Lineage: Eukaryota; Metazoa; Chordata; Mammalia; Chiroptera; Miniopteridae. Gene Ontology annotation, molecular function: protein binding; histone H3K27 methyltransferase activity; chromatin binding. The record is from RefSeq and is a predicted model, not a curated record. Gene Ontology annotation, cellular component: ESC/E(Z) complex; nucleus.
GUAGUCUGUUGUGUAAAUGUACUACAGCUUUUUUAUCCGCUCAUCUACUGAUGGAAAAGAAGACAUUUUAAAAGGGUGACUUUCUACUGGCAGCUGGAACAUAGGCUCUAGGCUAGGCUCUGCCAUGAAGCUAGUUGUAUUUCCCGGACAAGUAGGUUUGUGGAUCUCAUCUUCAUUGUGUUCAAAGAGGGUAUCUCCAUUUUGCAGAUAAAGAAAUAGGAGCUUGGUGAAGGUAAGUAACUUGCCCAGGUUUUCACACAGCCUGUACCAGGGUCUUUUUGGGAAUCGGCUUUUGCUACCUUGGGCCCUUGUUAGCUCAAAUACUGGGAUAUGAGAUGCUUGGUUUGUUAACCACUUAGAACUGUUUUUUUGGAGAGUUUGAGAAAUAACUGGACUUGAGUUCACAUUACCAUCACAGGUAACUGUGAGUCUCCCUAGCUCACAUUUAAUUGACCAAUAAAACGUCUAAUGCUGAUUAUAAGCCUAUUUUUUCUCUUUUUUGUCUCUGCAUUAUAGGCAUAAUAACACCUUAAAGGUUUUUAGGACUAUUAUGAGUCUGAUUAAACUGGCUUUGUAAACAGUCAAACGGGGAUAUUGUGUUUUAUAAUAAAUAUAUAUUUGGUCUUCAUCUUGUUUCUGGUACAGAGCUCCUAAAACCCUUGGAAUUUCCAAAGUGAUAAGAGCGAUAAAAAUGUCUUUUGAUAUUCAUCACAAAUCCUUUUCAACCACACUUGAGUUUAAAUGAGAUGACUUCUGGAACUUAAGAGUGGGGCCUGGUUGAUGCAACUGAUUAUAUAGAGGGUUGGACCUUUCAGACCCCCCUCCCCCCACCUCUGGGGAGGGGGAAGGAUUGGAGGUUGAGCUCAGUCACCAAUAGCUAGUGAUUUAAUCAACCACGCCUAUGCAGUGAAGCCUCCAUAGAAACCCAGAGGGAUGGGGUUCGGAGAGCUUCCUUCUGUGGCUGGGAGAGUGGUGAGCUCAGAGCAGCCUAGAAGCUCCUCGCCCCCUCCCUUAUGCAUCUCUUCAAUCUGGCCAUUCUGAGUUAGGUCCUUUUAUAACUAACCGGUAAUUUAGUAAAGAAACAUUUCCUGAGUUCUUUGAGCUCUCUAGCAAGUUAAUAGGACCCAAGAAAAGGGGGUCAUGGGAACCUCUGAUUUAUAGCCUGACAGAAAAGCACAGGUGACAACUUGGACUUAGGAUUGGCACCUGAAGAGUGUGUGUGUGGGGGGUGGAGGGGGAGGCAGCCUUGUGGGACUGAGCCCUUAACCUGUGGGAUCCCACACUCUCGCCAGGUAGAAGUAUAGGGCACCCAGUUGGUGUCCCAGGAUUGUUUGGGGCAGGAACAACUACCACACAUUUGGGGACCAGAAUUGUCAGACGUGACAUACUGUGCAGUCAGUAUGUGUAAUAUAAACGGAAACAGCAGACUGUCUUACACAAUUCUAGAUGGCAAGGACAUACUUUCUGCCUAUAGAAUUUAGUCUUGUAGAUAAAGAACUAAAAUAAGUUUUUGUUUGUUUGUGGGUUUUCCCCUUUGUCUAGUGUCACUUUUUCACUAGCAGCAUGUAACUACACAGGUAGCUAUCCCAUACAUAUUUUCUAGAAAAGAAAAUUUCUCCAAAAUUUAUUGGGUGCCUCAGUCUUCACCUCUUAGGGCUAGUCAGAGAAAGGAUGAGAUGCUCUCUUCUUUACCCUCUAGAAAGAGAUAUUUUGUACUAGUGAAAACACCAGCCGGUAAAUCCAGACUAACAAACAAAAGAUCAUGUCUUUUCUAGGCUCUGCGUUAAGAAAUCCUAAGUGGAAGGUGCUCACGUUGGCGCACUCUUUUUCCUCCUUACUCACAUGGGAGAUCUGGGACAGAAGUCUUUUUUUCCUGCCUAAAGACCUUAGUGUUACCUGGAAAUUGCAGAGAGGUGACUGCAGGGGUUAUACAGCUGGUUUCCCUGUAGUUGAAUAAUCAUGGGCCAGACUGGGAAGAAGUCUGAGAAGGGACCAGUUUGUUGGCGGAAGCGCGUGAAAUCAGAGUACAUGCGGCUGCGGCAGCUCAAGAGAUUCAGGCGAGCCGACGAAGUAAAGAGUAUGUUUAGUUCCAAUCGUCAGAAAAUUUUGGAAAGAACCGAAAUCUUAAACCAAGAAUGGAAACAGCGAAGGAUACAACCUGUGCACAUCCUGACUUCUGUGAGCUCAUUGCGCGGGACCAGGGAGUGUUCAGUGUCCAGUGACUUGGAUUUCCCAACACAAGUCAUCCCAUUAAAGACUCUCAAUGCUGUUGCCUCAGUACCCAUAAUGUACUCUUGGUCUCCCCUACAGCAGAAUUUUAUGGUGGAAGAUGAAACUGUUUUACAUAACAUUCCUUAUAUGGGGGAUGAAGUUUUAGACCAGGAUGGGACUUUCAUUGAAGAACUAAUAAAAAAUUAUGAUGGAAAAGUACAUGGGGAUAGAGAAUGUGGGUUUAUAAAUGAUGAAAUUUUUGUGGAGUUGGUGAAUGCCCUUGGUCAGUACAACGAUGAUGAUGAUGAUGAUGAUGGAGAUGAUCCUGAUGAAAGGGAAGAAAAACAGAAAGACCUGGAAGAGAACCGAGACGAUAAAGAAAGCCGCCCUCCUCGGAAAUUUCCUUCUGACAAAAUUUUUGAAGCCAUUUCCUCAAUGUUUCCAGAUAAGGGCACAGCAGAAGAAUUAAAGGAAAAAUAUAAAGAACUCACUGAGCAGCAGCUCCCAGGGGCACUUCCUCCUGAGUGUACCCCGAACAUAGAUGGACCAAAUGCUAAAUCUGUUCAGAGGGAGCAGAGCCUGCAUUCAUUUCACACACUCUUCUGUAGGCGAUGUUUCAAGUACGACUGUUUCCUACACCCUUUUCAUGCAACACCCAACACUUAUAAGCGGAAGAACACAGAAACGGCUCUGGACAACAAGCCGUGUGGACCACAGUGUUACCAGCACUUGCCACUCCUACCUAGGACUAAGUGGGUAUAUAUUGCCUGUUGGAUUUUGGACAGAAGAUUCAUUGAAUGGCACCUGCAGAAGGAGGGAGCUAAGGAGUUCGCUGCUGCCCUCACUGCCGAGCGGAUCAAGACGCCCCCCAAACGCCCCGGAGGCCGCAGACGAGGGAGGCUUCCCAACAACAGCAGGCCCAGCACCCCCACCAUCAAUGUGCUGGAGUCCAAAGACACGGACAGCGACAGGGAAGCCGGCACGGAAACGGGAGGGGAGAGCAAUGACAAGGAGGAGGAGGAGAAGAAGGACGAAACCUCCAGCUCCUCCGAAGCGAAUUCUCGGUGUCAAACCCCAAUAAAGAUGAAGCCGAACAGUGAGCCCCCUGAGAAUGUGGAGUGGAGCGGAGCUGAGGCCUCCAUGUUCCGGGUCCUCAUCGGCACCUACUACGACAACUUCUGCGCCAUUGCCAGGUUAAUCGGGACCAAAACCUGUAGACAGGUGUAUGAGUUUCGGGUCAAAGAGUCCAGUAUCAUAGCUCCAGUUCCCGCCGAGGAUGUUGACACCCCUCCAAGGAAGAAGAAGAGGAAACACCGGUUGUGGGCUGCACACUGCAGAAAGAUACAGCUGAAAAAAGACGGCUCCUCCAACCAUGUUUACAACUACCAGCCCUGUGACCAUCCUCGGCAGCCUUGUGACAGUUCGUGCCCUUGUGUGAUAGCCCAGAAUUUUUGUGAAAAGUUUUGUCAGUGUAGUUCAGAGUGUCAGAACCGCUUUCCCGGAUGCCGCUGCAAAGCGCAGUGCAACACCAAGCAGUGCCCCUGCUACCUGGCCGUCCGCGAGUGCGACCCUGACCUGUGUCUGACGUGCGGAGCUGCUGACCACUGGGACAGCAAGAACGUGUCCUGCAAGAACUGCAGCAUCCAGCGGGGCUCCAAGAAGCAUUUAUUGCUGGCACCGUCUGAUGUGGCUGGCUGGGGGAUUUUCAUCAAAGAUCCUGUCCAGAAAAAUGAAUUCAUCUCAGAAUACUGUGGAGAGAUAAUUUCUCAAGAUGAAGCCGACAGAAGAGGCAAAGUGUAUGAUAAAUACAUGUGCAGCUUUCUCUUCAAUUUGAAUAAUGAUUUUGUGGUGGAUGCUACCCGCAAGGGUAACAAAAUUCGUUUUGCAAAUCAUUCGGUCAAUCCAAACUGCUAUGCAAAAGUCAUGAUGGUGAACGGCGACCACAGGAUAGGGAUCUUUGCGAAGAGAGCCAUCCAAACCGGCGAAGAGCUGUUUUUUGAUUACAGAUACAGCCAGGCCGACGCCCUGAAGUACGUGGGCAUCGAGCGAGAGAUGGAGAUCCCUUGACGUCUGCUACCUCCUCCCCUCCUCCUCCGGAACAGCUGCCUUAGCUUCAGGAACCUCGAGUACUGUGGGCAAUUUAGAAAAAGAAAAUGGUUGAAAUCCUGAAUUUGCAAAGUACUGUAAGAAUAAUUUAUAGUAAUGAGUUUAAAAGUCAACUUUUUAUGCCUUCUCACCAGCUGCAAAGUGUUUUGUACCAGUGUUUUUGCAAUAAUGCAGUAUGGUACAUUUUUCAACUUUGAAUAAAGAAUACUUGAACUUCU